Molecule: messenger RNA, 768 nt
Organism: Copidosoma floridanum
Lineage: Eukaryota; Metazoa; Arthropoda; Insecta; Hymenoptera; Encyrtidae
Product: pollen-specific leucine-rich repeat extensin-like protein 2
Source: RefSeq, a predicted model, not a curated record
AUGGAGGCACCAGCACACAGCAGUUCCUAUUUUUAUGUCCACAAGGGACAUCACAGUAUCCAUUUGCAACCUUACGUUGAUGCUUACAAGAAGUUUAUUGCUGUAAAAGUUGGAGCUGUAGAUCAGCAAAGUAAUGGUGGCAUAUUCUGUAACAGCACAACGGGAAAUAUGAUCAGUAAAAAAAAUUUAACAUCCCAUUACCAGAGCCAAUGGUACCAGAUGACUCAAGCUUCUGCACUUGUCUCCUCGGAAAGUUCAGACGAGCGACCGCAAUCACCACCUGUAUCUCCAGUGCCCACGCCAACUCCAGCUCCUGCACCUACCCACUCUUGUGACCUGCGUCAAUAUCCAGCCUAUGUGUCACAUCAUCCACCUGUGGCUCCAACUCCCAAUCUCACAACUCAAGCUUCUGCACUUGUCUCCUCGGAAAGUUCAGACGAGCGACCGCAAUCACCACCUGUAUCUCCAGUGCCCACGCCAACUCCAGCUCCUGCACCUACCCACUCUUGUGACCUGCGUCAAUAUCCAGCCUAUGUGUCACAUCAUCCACCUGUGGCUCCAACUCCCAAUCUCACAACUCAAGCUUCUGCACUUGUCUCCUCGGAAAGUUCAGACGAGCGACCGCAAUCACCACCUGUAUCUCCAGUGCCCACGCCAACUCCAGCUCCUGCACCUACCCACUCUUGUGACCUGCGUCAAUAUCCAGCCUAUGUGUCACAUCAUCCACCUGUGGCUCCAACUCCCAAUCUCACAGUAGAUUUGGAUUAA